CUCUCCUCUUUCCUUUUCUAUCUAUAAAAUAACAUUUGUCGCCUCAAUUUCUCAUCAGGCAACAGAAAAGAAAAAAUAGAUCAGUGGCGGUACGUGAAAGUUAACGCCAUUAAUGGAGUCUGAGAAGAAUUUAAGGCUGCCACUCUCUGAUGAUCGCAAUCAGAGGGAUGAAAGACAACGAAAAGUUUCAGCCAUGACAAGAAGAGGAGUCUUCGCUGCCUUAUCAUAUAUGGCCUCUUCGGUUCUCUUGGUCAUGUUCAACAAAGCAGCCCUCUCCUCUUACAAUUUCCCAUUUGCAAAUGUCAUCACACUUGCUCAGAUGGUGUUUGCAUUUAUUAUUCUCUACGUGUUGAGAUCCUUGAAGAUAAUUUCUUUCACAGCUGGUGAAUCGCUGAGCAGUUCUAAGAAUACAAUAAUAUUUGUGUCCUAUAGGACAUUAGCCCAGACACUUCCUCUUGCUUUAACUUAUUUGCUUUUUAUGGUAGUGACCAUGGAAGCAGUGCGCGGUAUAAACAUUCCCAUGUACACCACCCUCAGGCGAACUGUUGUCGCCUUCACAAUGGUUAUGGAGUAUUUUCUGUCAGGGCAGACACAUUCAAGAUUUGUUGUUGGAAGUGUUGGGAUAAUCAUAGCCGGUGCUUUUGUUGCUGGAGCUCGUGACUUGGCAUUUGAUGCUUUUUCCUAUUCAGUUGUAUUUGUAGAAAACAUGUGUAAGGCAGUAUACCUGGCUUCUGUUUCUCGUGUUGGUAAAUCCAGCGGCCUCAAUAUUUUUGGUAUUGUAUGGUGCAAUGUGGUGAUUUGUGGACCAAUCUUGUUUCUCUGGUCCUUACUCAGAGGAGAUCUCCAAGCAACACUAAACUUUCCAUACUUCUUUUCCCGUGGAUUUCAGGUUGUGAUGCUUCUUUCCUGCGCUUUUACUUUCUUUAUAAACUACAUCGUAGUUUUGAAUACAACUAUCAACUCGGCACUUACACAGGCAAUCUGUGGUAACUUAAAGGAUGUUUUCACAAGUGGUAUUGGUUGGUUAUUAUUCGGAGGACUUCCAUAUGACUUGUUCAAUAUUCUUGGUCAAGUACUUGGCUUCCUUGGGUCCUGUUUGUAUGCUUAUUGUAAACUGAUGCAAGCAGUAUGAGGAUGACCUUUCAGGUGGGUGUUUAGGAACAUCAAAACACCAAACAAGCAUCGUAUAGUGUCCCUACAAAUUUUUUAGGGUUUACAAAUUAAGUCAACAGAAAAAGGUCAAAUAUCAAAUUAUCUUUAUCAAAAUUUACAGUAUAAAAAAUGUUUUUGUCUGCCCAAGUGUAACUUAGGGAAUGACAAUAGAAAUGAAUUCCUGAAAAUAUUUAAUAUAAAAGCGUUUAAUUUAACUUUUAUAAUUCUGGUCAAC
This is a messenger RNA of Glycine soja, 1387 nucleotides long. Its product is annotated as UDP-N-acetylglucosamine transporter UGNT1-like. The transcript has 10 exons. Gene Ontology annotation, cellular component: Golgi apparatus. Bases 113 to 1132 code for a protein of 339 amino acids. Gene Ontology annotation, molecular function: antiporter activity; GDP-fucose transmembrane transporter activity. The record is from RefSeq and is a predicted model, not a curated record. NCBI's taxonomy places the organism in Eukaryota, Viridiplantae, Streptophyta, Magnoliopsida, Fabales, Fabaceae.